AUUAAACAUCACGCAAAGUAAUAAAUUAGUACCAAACCUGAUAGAUAAGAAUUGAAUCUUACGAAUAAAAUGCUCUCGGUUAAGUAAAAUAAUGUUAUAAAGCCACGAAACAACCAGUCACCGUCUUGUGAAAAAACGAAAUCAUUUUAAAAUAUACCGACAUGGACAAGAAACUGUUUGUCAUCGUUCUGGCCGUAUAUUCCGUUUUGACGUCAACAUUUGCCGAAUCACAGUGGGACUGCUUAUGCAGUUUAAAAACAAAAGUCAACGUCUUCCCGGACGCUUCAGGCCAGGGCAAACCGAUUGGGGUCUUGAACGAGAAUGAUUGCAUUUCCCUGUGGACAGAUAAUCGAGAUAACGCGGGUACAGCUGGCUGGUGGACCGUAGAAUUUGAUCUUCGGAUGGGAUAUGUGGCGAACAACACCAAUAUCCAAAUUGUAGGAUGCUAUUGCUUCCCGGAUGACAUGCGGCAAAAAUCGGAAGGUUGGACAAAAACCACCACACCGACAUCUGCUGUCAAUCAGAGGAUGUCAUCAUAUGUCACUAUGACCACGACGCCCAUGGCCCAUACUGCAGGAACACCAGGCGCGCAAUACGGCUGUCCGCUGAAGCACUUCGACUUCAGUUCAGUUACCGAUAUCGGUGUCCUUUUCACCGUGGAAGACAAGUGUUUUAAGAUUAUCCCGACAUACCAUUCUUGGACGAAUUCCGAGGCUGACUGCAAACGACGGGGCGGCCACCUGGCGACCAUCGAUACCGCGGAGAAGCAGACUCUGAUCUACAGGUUUUUGUCCAGUUUCGAGAGUAAGUCCGUUUGGAUUGGACUUCACGACAGAGACACCGAGGAGCAGUUCAAAUGGGUGUCGGGUCAAUCUGUGAACUACACCAACUGGGAACCAAACCAGUAUCACGACCAGCAUAAUAUAUCGAACUGUGUAGUACUUCGCACUCCUUUACACCAUGAAGGCAACGGGACGUGGUUCAAACGCGUGUGUUGCGAAAAAAACCAUUACAUUUGCGAGUUUGAUGCCGUGACGGGGAAUGAAAUAGGAACAAAUAUGGCGACAAAUGAAGAUGGUGACUUGCAUAUGUGUUCCCUGCAACUUAUGAACGAUGCAAAGUUAAGUGGAGGUAUCAUGGCUCAACAUGGAAACAGUUGCUAUGUGCUUGGACGACGGUCUCACUCAUACAUGGGU
Messenger RNA from Dreissena polymorpha, 1196 nucleotides. RefSeq lists its product as uncharacterized. The annotation marks the transcript as partial. The record is from RefSeq and is a predicted model, not a curated record. NCBI's taxonomy places the organism in Eukaryota, Metazoa, Mollusca, Bivalvia, Myida, Dreissenidae. The transcript is spliced from 9 exons. Gene Ontology annotation, molecular function: signaling receptor activity.